AUGAGCAGAGACCCCGAGGAGGAGGAGAGGGUGCUCUCCGCCAAGUCGGACAGGGAGAAGGCCUAUAUGUACAAGAAGAGGUACACGGACACGUACGAGCACGCAGUGGCGCUGCUGAAGCACGCGGCGACGCUGGAGCGCGAGCGCGCGGACAAGCAGUCGGAUCUGGAGUAUCUGCGGUCCACCAUCAAGACGCAGACGCAGAUUAUCAACACGAUGAGCAAUAACCAGAAUGCGAACGAGCCGGCGGACUACCAGCAGGAAAAAAAGAUCCAGGCAUUGUGUCGUGAAGUGACGGGGUUGGUGAUGCAGCUGGGUGAGAAGGAUUCUCUGAUCAAUAGUCUGCACGAGGAACGAGAUCGAUCGGCCAGAGUGAUCAAUGAGCUGAAGAUGUCGCAGGGCUCCAACAGUAUGAGCGGAGGUAUGCGGCCCACGAGCGAGUUGCGCGAGCUGGAGCUGCAAUUGCAGACUGCGCUUCAAGAAAAGUUGCAAGCUCUGGAGCGAGAGGCGAAGGUGACGGCGCAAUUGAAGGAUCUGCAGCUGCUGUAUGAGAAGUGUGAGGCUGCGCGCUCGGCGUUGUCAGACGGGCUUGACCGAGUAGAGAAGCAGACGACAGCGCUGCAUGCCCAGUGGGUCCAGGAAAAGAAGGAGAUGCUAGCGUCUGUCGAGAAAGAUGACCAGAAGACGGCCAAGUUUGUAGCAGGGUGUGAGCAGUUGCGCAAGGACAACGAGACCCUGAAGGCUUCUCUUCGUCUGACAUCACAAAACGAGAAGAAGCACCUGGCAACGGUGGAGUCCCAAAGGAUAGCGGCCGAUAAGUCCCAAUCGACGAUUGCCCAACUGGAAGCGGAGCUGAACGAGUUACGCCCUAAGCUGAGCGUGUUACAAGAAAAAGAUGCGAGGAUAAGCACUCUAGGGAGCGAUUUGGCUGGAACGAGGGAAAAGCUUCGGCGGUGUUUGAUUCACGUGGACGAGCUGGAAGAACAGCUUGAGCAGCGAGCGGAGGAGGUGGAGGCAGCUAAGGCUCAAUUCCAGGAACGCACUGCCUUCUUGGAGCAAAGAGUUUUCAGCGCCGAAGCCGUUCGACGAAGCCUUCACAACAAGGUUAUGGAAUUGAAAGGAAACAUCCGCGUAUUCUGCCGCGUUAGACCAGUCCUUCGACACGAACUAGCAAGCUCAAGAAAAGAAGAGAUUUUCAGCUUUCCCGACUAUCAAGGCGAGCGACGGCAGAUCGAACUCAGUGCAAACCCGAAGUCGCACGUUGGUUACGGCCAGAAUGGGGCCAGGAGCGUCGUCAAGAAGUACAACUUUGACUUUGACCUGGUGUUUGAUAGCAAAUGCUCGCAAGAAGACGUCUUCCUAGAGGUGUCUGCAUUGAUUCAGUCUGCUCUGGACGGAUACAACGUGUGCAUUUUUGCGUACGGUCAAACUGGGUCUGGAAAAACGUACACGAUGCAAGGACGGGAAGAGGAUGCCGAUUCCGAGCUGAUGGAGCCGUCGCCCGACAUGGGAAUUGUCGGUCGGGCGAUCUCGCAUAUAUUUGCUGGCAUGGAGGAUUUGAGGUCUAGUGGUUGGGAUUUCAACGUCAGCCUGGAGCUAGUUGAGAUCUACAACGAAACCUUGCGUGAUCUUCUCGCACCUGCUGGGUCCACGGACAAAAUCGAUCUUCGACUGGACAGCGAAGGAAAAGUCGGUGUCGUUAAUUCGUGCAUUCACGAGAUUAAAAACGACCAAGAAGCAUGGAGUCUGCUCCGAGGGGCUAUGACAAGAAGAUCGACAAAAUCCACCAAGAUGAACGAUCGAUCCUCGCGCAGUCAUUGCGUUAUUUCAUUUAGGCUUAACGGGAUCAACUCUCUGACGGGUGAUCAGCGCACUGGGGUCAUCAACCUGGUUGAUCUGGCAGGGUCGGAACGAUUGUCAAAAUCGGGCAGUGACAGCAAUAAGGAACUGAUGAAAGAGGCUACAUCAAUCAACAAAAGCCUCUCGGCGCUUGGCAACGUGAUAUGUGCCCUUGCGAAAAAGUCUACGCACGUUCCGUUCCGCGACUCAAAGCUGACGCACUUUCUGAGUUCCUCGCUUGGCGGAGACAGCAAAACGCUAAUGAUCUGCAAUCUGUCUCCGCUGGGGGAGCACCGCGACGAGACGCUCAAUUCUUUACGGUUCGCCAAGAUGGUUAAUACCUGCGAGAUCACCUACGCUUCAACAGUAUCAAGCCGAUCAUAG
Molecule: messenger RNA, 2223 nt
Organism: Phytophthora sojae
Lineage: Eukaryota; Oomycota; Peronosporomycetes; Peronosporales; Peronosporaceae
Exons: 10
Coding region: 1-2223 (740 amino acids)
Biological process (GO): microtubule-based movement
Molecular function (GO): microtubule motor activity; ATP binding; microtubule binding
Source: RefSeq, a predicted model, not a curated record